GCAUAUUCCCUUGUGGAUUCCAGUCAAGUGUCCACCUUCCUGAUUUCUAUUCUCCUCAUAGUCUACGGCAGUUUCAGGUCUCUGAACAUGGACUUUGAGAAUCAAGACAAAGAGAAAGACAACAGCAGCGCCGCUGGGUCUUUUAAUGGCAACAGCACCAAUAACAGUAUUCAAACCAUCGAUUCCACCCAGGCGUUGUUCCUGCCCAUUGGAGCGUCCGUGUCUCUCCUAGUUAUGUUCUUCUUCUUCGACUCAGUUCAAGUUGUCUUUACAAUAUGCACAGCAGUCCUUGCAACAAUAGCUUUUGCUUUCCUUCUGCUCCCGAUGUGCCAGUACUUAACACGGCCUUGCUCACCUCAAAACAAGAUUUCCUUUGGCUGCUGCGGGCGUUUCACUGCUGCAGAGCUGCUCUCGUUUUCUCUGUCUGUGAUGCUUGUCCUUAUCUGGGUCCUAACUGGCCACUGGCUCCUAAUGGAUGCUCUGGCUAUGGGCCUGUGUGUUGCAAUGAUAGCCUUUGUUCGGCUGCCGAGCCUGAAGGUUUCCUGCUUGCUGCUCUCUGGGUUACUAAUUUAUGAUGUCUUUUGGGUCUUUUUUUCUGCCUACAUCUUUAACAGCAAUGUUAUGGUGAAAGUGGCCACUCAACCAGCUGAUAAUCCCCUGGACGUGUUAUCCCGGAAACUUCACCUGGGACCAAAUGUAGGCAGAGACGUUCCCCGUCUGUCACUGCCUGGAAAACUUGUAUUCCCAAGUUCCACAGGCAGCCACUUCUCCAUGCUGGGGAUUGGAGAUAUUGUGAUGCCAGGGCUUCUGCUCUGCUUCGUUCUGCGUUACGAUAACUACAAAAAACAAGCCAACAGUGAUUCCUGCGGUGCCCCAGGACCAGGGAACAUCUCUGGGCGGAUGCAGAAGGUCUCUUACUUUCACUGCACACUUAUUGGCUAUUUUGUAGGUUUAUUAACUGCAACGGUAGCUUCUCGUAUUCACCGGGCAGCCCAGCCUGCCCUGCUCUAUUUGGUACCAUUCACUUUAUUGCCACUCCUCACCAUGGCCUAUUUAAAGGGCGAUCUACGUCGCAUGUGGUCUGAGCCUUUCCACUCCAAGUCCAGCAGCUCCCGUUUCCUGGAAGUAUGAUGGAACGGACAGGAAGUGACCUGAACUUCUGCCUUGGUCCUUUUCACGUUAACUUGUGGCUUUGUUGUCUCCUAAAGCUGGACUGGCUGGUACUUGGAAAGGUACCAGUGAUGGGACAUGUAAGAAAGGACUUUGUAUUAAAGGAGGGAAAGAAACAAAAGCUAAAAUCCCAGAGCUCCGCGUGACUCCGUAUCUCCCUGCAGAUGUGGAAUUGGGGACCCUUUGUGCAACUGCAGCCACCUUCCUCUUUCCUCACUCGGAUGGAUUAGUACCAGACUAUUACCUUUGUGAGAGAGGAAGAGACAGACUUGAAACUAAAAACGGCUUGAAGUCGUUCAAAAACUUGUGAACACUAAACGCAAAAACAGUUAAGCAAACUGAGGCUUCUUCAGAGAACCCCUCAUGGACAUUGGGACCAGUUUCCUGUGGGACUUCGGUUUUGAAAAGAACUGAGACAGAAGGUCUUCUGUCACAAUAUUGGGUUUUUUUGAUUUAUUAAAUAUUUCCUGUGGUGUGAGGUUACUUAUUAAAUCCACAGACAUUGAGUGACUUCUUGCAGUAUACAUAUAAAAAUUUGUUGUAACAAGUUACAUUUCCACCCAGAUGUCAUAUUGCAGUGAAAAAGGGCACGAUUUUUAUACAUAUAUAUAUACACACAUAUAGAUAUAUAUAUGAAUAAAUAAAAAGGAAAACCUGCUAAGAUCAUGCUGUGUAGCAGACAGGGGCUUGCUGUAAUUUUUAGCAUGUAGCGCAGUUACUCUGGCUUUAUGUAUAUGGAU
Messenger RNA from Ficedula albicollis (Collared flycatcher), 1910 nucleotides. RefSeq names its product signal peptide peptidase like 3 (gene SPPL3). Gene Ontology annotation, biological process: membrane protein proteolysis. The coding region runs from base 88 to 1131 and encodes 347 amino acids. Gene Ontology annotation, cellular component: Golgi-associated vesicle membrane; lumenal side of endoplasmic reticulum membrane; cytoplasmic side of endoplasmic reticulum membrane. Gene Ontology annotation, molecular function: aspartic endopeptidase activity, intramembrane cleaving. NCBI's taxonomy places the organism in Eukaryota, Metazoa, Chordata, Aves, Passeriformes, Muscicapidae. The record is from RefSeq and is a predicted model, not a curated record. The transcript has 10 exons.